Astyanax mexicanus (Mexican tetra) is the source of this 3718-nucleotide messenger RNA. It is a transcript of the gene swap70a, whose product is annotated as switching B cell complex subunit SWAP70a. Gene Ontology annotation, cellular component: cytoplasm; nucleus. Bases 97 to 1860 code for a protein of 587 amino acids. The record is from RefSeq and is a predicted model, not a curated record. NCBI's taxonomy places the organism in Eukaryota, Metazoa, Chordata, Actinopteri, Characiformes, Acestrorhamphidae. The transcript has 12 exons.
GUGGAGCAGAUGAGCAGCCCUGCGGUGUGUGUGUGUUUUGCUGUGUGUGUGAGACAGGGACAGGGACAGGGACGGUCAGGCUGAGCUCGGGUGAAGAUGGUACACAGGGAUGAGAUACUGAAGCCGAUAUGGCACGCGUUCGCCGCGCUGGACCUGGACCGAACCGGGAAAGUGUCCAAAUCUCAGCUGAAGGUGCUGUCUCAGAACCUGUACACAGUACUGAGGAUCCCCCAUAAGACCUCAGAGCUGGAGGAGCACUUUAAGGAUGAUGACGAGGGUCCAGUGUCCACUCAGGGCUACAUGCCCUAUCUGAACAUGUUCAUCCUGGACAAGAUUCAGGGGGACUUUGAUAUAAUGGAGCUGAAUCGGAUGUGCUGGACGCUGUGUUCUCGUAAGAAGUCCAACUUCAACAUGCUCAUCACCGACACUGACGCCUUUAAAAUCUGGUGUAUUUUCAACUUCCUGUCUGAAGACCAUUAUCCUCUCAUCAUCGUCAUAGAGGAGAUCGAGUACUUCAUGAGGAAGCUGGUGGAUGCUGUGGGCAGUGACUGGAAUGAGGGCAGGUUUGUGGACUAUAAGGCCAAACUCAGCGCGAAGAAUCACUGUCUGAUUGUGUGGCAGCUGAUCGAGCUGGUGGGCAACGGCUACUUCACCAAGGGCAUGGAGCGCCAGACCCUCUCCAUGGGCAUCAACGAGGUGUAUCAGGAGCUCAUCCUCAAUAUUCUGAAACAGGGCUAUAUGGUGAAAAAAGGACACAAAAGGAAAAACUGGACGGAGCGCUGGUUUGAGCUGACCCCAGAAGUAAUCUCGUAUUAUGAGAGUGAGGAUCUUCUCGAGAAGAAAGGCUACGUUUCCCUCGAUCGCCACAGCUCUGUGGAGUCUUUACCAGAAAAAGAAGGGAAGAAAAACCUGUUCAUCAUCAAAACCCAAGAAAAAAGUCUGGAGAUCAGCGCUCCCGACAAGAAGAAACGGCAGGAGUGGAUCCAAGUGAUCCAGGACUGCAUUAACCGGCUGAGGCGAGGCAUGUCCGCCCCGCACCGCGAGGCCCGGCAGCGACGCAGGGAGCUGCGUAGUCGACUGCAGGCAGAGCAGAAGCAGAUGGAGGGCAGGAUGAAGGAGCUGCAGCUGGCCAAUGAAAACAAGCAGGUCCAACUGGAGGCUAUGAGGAAGAACCUGGAGGAGGCGGCUGCGAGGGCUGUAAUGGAGGAGCAAAGGAGAAUUCGGACUCAGGCAGAUCUGCAGAACCGGUACAGAAUGGACCUGGAGAGAGAGAAGAUGGUGCGAAUGCAGAUGGAGGAGCAGGUGGCUCAGAAGUCCAGUGAGCUGGAGCAGUAUCUGCAGCGAACACAGGAGCUGGAGGACAUGUACCGCCGCCUGGAGGAGGCGCUAGAGGAGGAGAGGCAGUCCAGGCAGGACGAGGAGGCCCUGCGCAAACUGCAGGCCAGGCUGCUGGAGGAUGAGGUCAGUAAGCGAGCUGAGUUGGAGCAGAUUCACCUGCAGCAGCAGAGCGCCAUGUCCCAGACCCAGCUGGAGAAAGCAGAGCUGGAGAAGCAGAGGCUGGAGCAGGAGCGCGCCCUGCAGGCCGCCAUGGAUCAGCUGGAGAACCUUGAACUACAGAGACAAGGAGCACUGCAGCAGUAUGAGGCUGUUACAAAGAAACUGGAGCAGGCAACUAGCAGGACGAAGAGCUGGAAGGAUAAAGUCGCUCAGCAUGAGGGGCUUAUUCGGCUCAUUCAGCCAGGCAGUAAAGGUCCCCAGAAAAUGACUAACUGGGGCGCGGCGGCGGUCACGGACAAAGAGCUGGAAGUGAGGGAGAGAUUCUGGCAGGAGAAGAAGAACAAUCCAAAUAAUUUUGUGUAAAAAUCAUUCUUUUAUAUAAUGUGAUAAAUGUUUACAAUUCUAAUACAAAUCUACACAUUUCUGUCUACACAUCCCUGUUUCCUGUUUCAGCAGAGAUGCUGUAUUUCUUUAUUUCUAUUAAUUUUAUUAACUAUCCUUUUUUAAAUUAGUUACCUAUCUUUUAUAUUUAACAGAUGACAUUCAGCAGACCUGUUGUAUUACAGUGUGCAGUGUGACAGUUUUUAAUUGGCUUGAAUAAUCAAAACUGUUUUCUCUCAACUCUCAAAAAUGGAUCAUAUUCUGUUUUAAUUUUUUCACUUUGCCAUGUAUUUCAAUUACUGAGAGGCUUUUAACAGAUGUGUUUAUUGUGUAUUAUGUAUUUCCGCUAUGAUUCCAUGUCUGAAACUGAUUUGGGGGGUAAAGAUUCAUUAUAGAAAACUUUUAACAGUGCUUUACUGUGACUUCCACACAAAUAUUGCCAUUUUAUUUAUUUACGAUUAUACACUGGCUUCUGGGUUUCAUAUGUAUUGAUGAUCAUGUUGAGAUAAAAUCUCAAAAAAUAGGUUUUAGGACGUCUUUCCAUAAAAAGUUAAAAGGAAAAAUUUAGAGACGGCUUAGAUCACCUGUGACCAGGGUAUCUGCAGGUUCUAAAAAGUCUAUUAUGCAAAACUCAAUCAUUCGCUUCUAUGAGCCAUUUUUAUGCUCCCUUAUUGUGACGUCACAAUAAGGAAACCUGCAUAGACCCACCCUGACACCACCCCCACUAGAGCCCCACCCACUAGAUUAGAUGAAGAAACACCAUUUUGUUCUGCUGGAUGAGAACCUCAAAGAGAACACAGCAGAAUCAGCCAGCAGACUUCGUCUGAGGGUGGGAUCUGUACCUACCGUCCGUGGCAAGUCAGCAGAUGAGGGAGAUGUAAGUAUAUUCAAAUAAUGUAUUUUGUGCUUCUAUUGUGCAGUUAAGUGUGACAGAGCCCUUAAACGGCUCAUUCUGAAAGGGACAGAAAUUGGUAAGAAUAGAGCAGGUGAGAUAUUUAUCUUUAUGUGAGACUGAUUUUGUGCAAAGAACUUCAUGAACAUGCUUUGCAUAUCCCAUAGAUCUGUUCUAACUUGUGUAAAAAAGAUAUUGUAUGUCCCUUUUUAAAAUUAGUUUAUCUAAAAAAAAGAAGUUUACUCUUAAACUUAACAGAACUAAUUAUUAUGGCUCCGAGGGGCGCUACCGUAUUUUCAGGUAUGUUGAGUACUUACAUGUAGCUAACGUAGACUGAACUGUAGAUAUGGGGGUUAAAUAUCCCUAAUUUUGCACUGAACCCUAUUCUAUUUUUUACAGUGUAUGAAAUGUUCCAUUUCUUUGUUUGAAACAAUAGUUAGUCAGAAAAGCUUACCGUAUAGUCUGUAAACUUUUGUCAUUUUGUAAUUGCAAAAAUUUCUUAAUUUGGUCUCUGAUUAAUAUUAAAAUGAUUUGAUUUCCCCAUACCUGCAGAUACCCUGUGUAUCAGACUCCUGACCUAAGGUUGGAUUCACAGAAGCUUUUUUAUAAUCUAAUGAUAGUAAUAAAUAAUGAGUUCAUAAAAAUGUUCAAACAUAAAUUCUAAUUUCUGCGUGACUCUGACCCCAUACAGUUUAUAACCCAGUUUGACGUGUCUGGCUUGGGGUGUGUAUGUGUGCAGAUAUCCCCUAGAUGUCACUCUUGUAACACUGUUGUCAUUUUUCCAGUUUUCAGUGUCCUAGAGAGUGGUUGCCAAGUCUGCUUACCUGUAAUGCUGUGAAUAAUAUAUUUCCAAUUUUUCAUUUAUAUAUGGACAGGGACAGUGAUUGUAUGUGUGAGUAAACAGAAAGUGUCCUCCAUCUAAUAAAUUGCAAUAAAUUGAUAUCCUAA